AUGCCCGGCCCCGGGGAAGAUCAGGUCCAGCCCCCGCGCUCAGGCUGCUCUCCGGCCCCCCGGUCUCCCGCGCUCCAUCGCGGCUCCGCGGACCUUGGCAGGUCGCGCACCCCUCGACACCUCGAGCCCUUUUCCGUCGAGGCCAUCCUGGCGAGGCCCAAGGCCCGCGCGCCCGCUGCCUCCCCGCUGUCCGUCUCCGCCUGCGCCGCCUCGGGCACCUGGACCGCUCCCUCCGGGCCUCUGGCCCCGGUUCUGCCGUGGGCGUGCGCGGCGGCAUUGCUGCCCGCCUACCUGAGCGUGGGGCUCUACCAGCAGUUCUCCCAGCCUCCUGCGCCGGGGCUGCGCGUGGUUCACCUCUGCGGCCUCCAGGGCCCCGGCCUCACAGGUUUGGAGCUGGAUCACUGCCCAGGCCACUGGAGUCCCCCAGACUGGGCCCCGGUCAAGGACCUUCAGGACACCGAGAGACCCAAAAAGAGGGUUCGAACUUUGUUUAACUUGGAACAGCUGCAAGAGUUGGAGAAAGUGUUUGCCAAACAGCACAAUCUAGUAGGGAAGAGCAGAGCCCAGCUGGCAGCCCGGCUCAACCUUACAGAGAACCAGGUGAGGGUCUGGUUCCAAAACCGCAGGGUCAAGUAUCAGAAGCAGCGAAGGCUAAAACCACUGGCCACGUCCGCUGAGGCUGCCUCCCCAGACGAGCCCUCCAGCAGCUCUGACACCGUCACCCAGAGAGAAGACACCGAGUCAGGAGUGGGCAGCUGAGGACGGGGACGCAGGCUCCACCUGGGCGGUCGGGCUGGCUCUUCCUGGAAACACCCACUGAACCUCCCGGCCCCACAUCUUAACAUAGAGCCUCGUCAGGGUCAAAGGGCACCAGAGGAAUCAGAACUGUUGAGAAUUUUUCAAUAUUGACUCUCGGGAGCUGCAAUAAUGUAAUGGUCAGGAGCACAGACUUUGGCUUUCGGCUAUGACCUUGGCCACAUUACUGAACUUCUGAGCCU
This is a messenger RNA of Artibeus jamaicensis (Jamaican fruit-eating bat), 998 nucleotides long. It is a transcript of the gene NOTO, whose product is annotated as notochord homeobox. The record is from RefSeq and is a predicted model, not a curated record. NCBI's taxonomy places the organism in Eukaryota, Metazoa, Chordata, Mammalia, Chiroptera, Phyllostomidae. Gene Ontology annotation, molecular function: DNA binding. Gene Ontology annotation, biological process: central nervous system development; neuron differentiation. The transcript has 3 exons. Bases 1 to 759 code for a protein of 252 amino acids.